AUGUCGACUUUUUCUCAACAUCGAGCGAUGCACGAUGCGGGGGCAUUCACGGCGGCCAUCCACACCGGACACAAUCAUGGCUCGCACGCCGUCCACCAGCAAGCCCCCAUGAGCGGCCACUAUGUGCCAUGCCCGUACGAGGACAAGGUCACCAAAGACGGUACCACGGCGCGCAUGGUUCUCCUGUUUCUUCGCGAACUCCUGGACCAGCUGUCGGUCGGGGAGCAGACCCAGCAGAGCUAUGGCUGUCCCAUGACCCGCUGUCACAGGUCCUUCGUAGCGCCACUUCAGGUCGUCCAGCACCUCCUGUCUUGCCCCGAACUCCCUAGCGGCGAGUUCGACUGCGACAAGUGCAGCACCAGCCAUAGCUUCCCGACGAACGAGAAGGACUGGGCGCAAUGGAUGGGGUGGAGGCCGCAGCAAGCCAUGCCUAUCUCGCGGAAACGCAGCCUUGGUUCCAAGAUGAGAGACUUCGCUCUGAGGAAGAAGGACCCGUCUCGCAAGCAGAAUGCCACCUUUGACCCGCACUUCAAGGGCGGUUCAGCGAUGGAUACACGGCCGAGCACCGCCACCUCCGACGCCCCCAGCUCGACUUACACGACUAGGGCGUUCCAACAACACGUCGUCUUUCCGGGGCAGCCUGCGCAAGGGGGGCCGCCAGGCUUCUCAGCUCUGGAGAAACCCAUGCUGGGCUCGAAUCUUCCCGAGGUCGACGGAAGCAUGUUCUGGCCGGGGUUCAACGCGGGUGCUUCCGACCUGCCAUCCACAGUAUCGUCGAUUGCCCUUUCCUCAACCAUGGAUGAGAGUCCGUCCGAACGCCUCUCACAAAACACCUCGCAGAGCACGCUGUUCAACCCCAGCCUGGGUCCUUACCAGUCCACCGUUUCGUCGUCACAAGACCACAACAACAUGUCGGCCUCGCAACAAUACAUGUUCCCUCCGCAGAUGCCCUUCAAUGCUGGCCUAACGUCCCCUCCGGGCCAUGUGCCACCAACGUCGGCAAUGUGUUUGGACGAACCGCUCUCCUUGCCCCAGAGCCCGAUAUCGCCAGCGGAAUUGCGUUCGGCAACCUCGAGUAACAAUGGUUGGUGGCGGCCAAAGGCAGAGGUGGAAACACCACAGCCGAACCCGCCAUCCGCCGGGCCAGCACCUUGCUUCCCUCUCCAAGCGGGCAUGCUGGGCGACAUGGCUCGGGGCGUCAGCAGCGGCUUGUCAAGUCCAACAUCCCCUAAUACGGCGGCGUCUCCCUACUACCAAGUACAACCACCCUCGACGCACGCCAUGUCUCGGGCGCUGAGCCAGGAAUCCAUGCAGAGCAGCAUGACAACGGUCUUUGGGACUCCCAUUACAGAAGGAGGUGGGCAUGGUUCUCUAACACCGCGUGCCGAAAGUCACCAGCUUGCCCACACCCAACAACACGACCGCCAACACGACCAGCAACACGAACAACAGCACGACCAGCAACACAACCACCAACACACCCAUCAACACAAUCAUCAACACAACCAUCAGCACAACCACCCGCACAAUCAUCAACACAAUCACCAACACGGCCAACACUCGGCCCUCGUUCAAGGCAAACCUGGGCCGGAGUCAUCCGUCGAGGACCUCGUCUGCGACGAGUGCCAGUGGAAGCCCAGAGGCGUCAGGGAGAACCUCAAGGGGUACCUCCGCAAACACAAAAACACGCACAGGGGUGUGCGGCUAGCGUGUGACGUACCGGGCUGCGUCAAGACAUUUAGUCGGCUGGACAACCUCAAAAAGCACAAAAAGGACAAGCAUGGGAUCGAGGACACGGGUGGCUCGGUGCCGGCCAAGAGGGUGGCGGGCGACUUUGCCGAGACGAUCGAGGAGGAGGCGGAGCCGAAGCGGCCACCCACUGUUGAAUCGGCGGAUCUCAGGGCCGUGACGGAGGACUACUCGAUGCUCUGGCCAGCGUUGCACUUUUAA
This is a messenger RNA of Chaetomium fimeti, 1950 nucleotides long. RefSeq names its product zinc finger C2H2-like protein. Bases 1 to 1950 code for a protein of 649 amino acids. Lineage: Eukaryota; Fungi; Ascomycota; Sordariomycetes; Sordariales; Chaetomiaceae. The transcript is spliced from 2 exons. The record is from RefSeq and is a predicted model, not a curated record.